AUGGUACUAUCUAUGAAGCGGUGGAUCGGAAAAGUCGCUGUAGUGACUGGUGCGAGUUCAGGUAUUGGUGCGGCAGUGGCCAAACAGUUGGUGGAAGAGGGUUUGCUGGUAGUUGGUUUAGGUAGACGAAAAGAAAAAAUCGAAUCCCUAGGUAACAGGUUGUCUGGAAAAAAAGGUAAACUAUUUGCCGUAAAAGCGGACCUUACCAAAGAAGACGACAUUAAACAGGCUUUCAAAUGGGCCACUGAAAACGUAGGUCCAAUUUCAAUUCUAAUUAACAAUGCAGGUACUCAUAUUCGAACGGGAUUAUUAGACGGUGAUACGGAGGCUUGGAAAACUACUAUAAACGUCAACCUACUAGCUCUGUGUAUCGCAACAAGGGAGGCGAUACAAAGUAUGAGAAAAAAUAGCAUUGAUGGUCAUAUUAUUCAUAUUAACAGCUUUCUUGGACACAACGUGGCUCCUUUACCAGAUUUGGAUGUCUAUCCUGCUACAAAGUAUGGUGUAACAGCAUUAACAGAAACUCUAAGAGUGGAACUGAAUAGUUUUAAUCUAAAGACUAAAAUCACGAGUAUAAGUCCAGGAUUUGUGGACACAGAAAUCAUUGCAGAUAUGAAAAACAACGAAGAAUUUAAAAGGAACGUACCAACUUUACUUAAUCCUGAAGAUAUAGCUGAUGGAAUAAUAUAUGCUCUUUCUACGCCUCCACAUGUACAGGUACACGAGCUGACUAUCAAACCACUUGGAGAAAAAUAUUAAAACAUUAGAAUUUU
Messenger RNA from Diabrotica virgifera virgifera (western corn rootworm), 773 nucleotides. RefSeq names its product farnesol dehydrogenase-like. The transcript is spliced from 4 exons. The coding region runs from base 1 to 759 and encodes 252 amino acids. NCBI's taxonomy places the organism in Eukaryota, Metazoa, Arthropoda, Insecta, Coleoptera, Chrysomelidae. The record is from RefSeq and is a predicted model, not a curated record. Gene Ontology annotation, molecular function: oxidoreductase activity.